This is a messenger RNA of Amoebophrya sp. A25, 2035 nucleotides long. The record is from the annotation of a GenBank genome assembly. NCBI's taxonomy places the organism in Eukaryota, Dinophyceae, Syndiniales, Amoebophryaceae.
AAAAUUUUUGAGCAUAAACCCAGCAAAUCCCCGAGUAAGUGCAAGCGGCCGAUAGCGUUAUCUAGUAAUUGCGCCCGUCUGAAGUAAGAGGAACUACUAGGAAAAAAUGUUGUCUGCAAGCACUGGCUCCUCUUCGCGAGCCACUAGGUCUAGCGCAUCUUCAUCUUGUCGCGCACGACCUUCGGGGGCUGUGCAGGAGGUCCAGGGUGCCUUUGAGCGCUUCUCCAAUUUACUCGCGACAUCGUCCGGUACGUCUGAAGACGAUAGAUUUCUGGACUUUUUACACGAUGUGGACGAUAACAUCGAUUACAUGCCAACGACAGGACGCCUGAUAGCAGUACGUUUGCGAAAAUCUUCAGCAACCGCGACGAAUAAUUCUGACACGACGAACACUAGUUCUUGUCAGGUGGAAAACCGAACAAGUGCAGAAAAUGGUGGGUCUCCAGAGGGCGCAUCUGUUGUUGGUGAUGUGUGUUCGUGGCACCCUAACAUGCUGAAACAUGGGAACUACGUCGUGGAUGAGAGUCAUCCAGAAUCGUCGUGGCUUGCACGAUGGAAUGCAGCGAACAGAAGUGCUGCAAGGAAGAAGAAGAGCGGAGAAAAAAUAGAUGUUGUACAUGCAGAUGCAGUAGCUGCACUGGAGCUUGACUAUGCUGAUCGCCUGCUGCUUGUAAACGGACGACCCAAAUUCACUGCAGCAUCGAAGCUUUUUGCCAUUGGAACAGCACCAGGUAGCACCUCGUACAGGGCCACCGCCCGACUCGUGUUUUGGCGGCCUGGUGAACAUGAAUCAUCGUCUUUGGUUUCUACUGGCCAUCAGCUGCAGCUUCCCGUACUCACGAGUGAAGUCUCAACUUGCAGCUGGCCUCGACAGUUGCCGUCCUCUGAUGAGGCUGGAAGCGAUUCGGCGCCCUCUCUAGCUAGCCUACUGCCAAGCGUUGUUGACGUGGACAGGCUCUUUUCACGAUCUUGGUGUGCCUCCUGCGAACAGCGCGCAGGCUUGUGUGCGGCUCUGCUGCGGAGCAUCAUGUCGACAACUAGCGUGAGCUUCAGGGAUGCCAGCAAAGUCCUCAAGAAAGAACUAGAACGAUUAGACCUACUCUGGGUCUUGAAGGAGGUGGGGCCUGACUGGAAAACAGAGAUUGAACGUCUUGCAUGCUCCUCCUCGACAAAAAAAGGAACGGAAGUGGAAGCAAGAGCUUCUGCGAUUACAACGACCAAAGUUCUUACGAAAGAAACUCUAGAACUAGAUGGAGAUGAAAACCGAGCUUGCGACACGAAAACAACGAACGAAGAUCCCUCAGAUCGAAGCACCGUGCCACCAGAAUCCCCUGUCUCCACUACAACAGACGUAGACGACCAAACGACAACAAUGAAAACCGAGAGUGCCGCGGCAGAGCAAAAAGAAGGGGAGACAUCAAAGACAUGUUCUGGAGAUGCCUCAAACUCAACGCCACCAGCAACAUCAAAUGUCGACACCUCUUCUUGUCCCAAUCCUCUUUCGCCUCCUGAAGUGCGCGUUUCAGAGAAGUUGCCGGCGCUUUACCGUUGCCGACGAUGUCGUCAGCCAUUGUUCACUGCUGCACACAUCCAGAGGCACGAGGUGGAUCCCGAAGCUGCAGCACGUGGUCGGAGUUGCACUCCGAGCUUCUUCGUGGAGCCACUAGGAUGGAUGGCACCUAUAGUGCACGCUGGAGAACAAGCAGGAAAACUAGUCUGUCCCAACGACCGGUGUAAGGCUAAGCUUGGCUCUUUUUCCUGGAUGGGGUUGAAAUGUGGCUGUGGCCACUGGCAUUCGCCUGCAUUCCAAAUUCACUGCGAUAAAUUCGAUGAAGUGUUGAGAUCAUGAUGAAUUUCAUCUGCUUAAGUGCUAGAACUCGAACAAGAUUCUCGCCCCCUAUUUAUGCAGCUCGCACCUUUGCCCAAUUGAGACACAUAAUUCAGGUCAAAGACACCAGCUUUUCUGCGACUUGAUCAUAAUCAUCUUCACAGCGGCGGAUGCUUUUUGCAACCACUGUCUUCCUUCGACCGAUAA